Molecule: messenger RNA, 2041 nt
Organism: Patiria miniata (bat star)
Lineage: Eukaryota; Metazoa; Echinodermata; Asteroidea; Valvatida; Asterinidae
Gene: rft1
Product: protein RFT1 homolog
Exons: 14
Coding region: 156-1817 (553 amino acids)
Biological process (GO): glycolipid translocation; dolichol-linked oligosaccharide biosynthetic process
Cellular component (GO): endoplasmic reticulum membrane
Source: RefSeq, a predicted model, not a curated record
GGUGUUCGGAAAUCGAUUGAUCGGAAACCAGUCUUAAAUGUUCAAAGAUGGCUGCGCCCAUAGACCAGCUGCUGAUGCAUGACGUUUACGGAUGACGGGAAAAUCAUUAAGUGAUUCAGUGCAUGAGCUGACUGAUUGAGGACGUCGAUUUCACCAUGGCGGAUGGAACAAAGCAAGAGAGAAAGCCAGACGCGAGCGGCAAAGUCUUGGCAGGUGCAGCGCGAUCUGUAUCCUACAACAUGUUACUGCAGAUCACGUUUCGGGUGUCAACAUUUGUGCUGAAUGCUCUGAUACUGAGGUACAUCUCCAAGGAAAUGUUGGGAGUUGUCUCAGUCAGGUUGCAGCUCCUGUAUUCCACCACAUUGUUCAUAGCUGGGGAGGCAUUCCGUCGAGCUUGCCUAAGCCAAGGCCAACACAGAGACUGGACACUCACAAUCAAUCUGCUCUGGUGCUCGUUUCCCCUCGGCAUCACCUGUGGUAUGCUUCUCGGCUAUGUAUGGAUGGCACUCCUUGAGCAACCUGAUCCAAGCGUCGUUGCCAACUACUCAUUUGGCGUGUGGGUGUACGCCACCUCGGCUAUUCUAGAACUAUCAGCACAGCCUCUCUUGGUGCUAGGGCAGGCAACGCUCUUUGUUAAACUAAAGGUUGUCAUUGAAGGCCUUGCCAUUGGUGGGCGGUCAGUGCUUGUUGCAGUAUUGGUGGUCUUCUUUCCCCAGUGGGGGAUUUAUGCAUUCUGCAUCAGUCAGUUAGGCUACACCGUCAUCUACGUUAGCCUGUACUAUGCGUACUUCAUUUACUUCAUUUGGAAGCAAAGAAAAAAAGACGAUGACUUUCCUAUCAAGUCAGUGCGGGACAUAUUUCCUAAACUCCAUUCAAAGCAAUGGAUAAGUCCAGAGCAAGCUCAUCUAACUUUGAGUUUCUUCAAGCAGGGUUUCCUCAAACAAAUUCUCACUGAAGGAGAACGGUACGUCAUGACAGUGUUUGACAUGCUGAGCUUUGGGGAUCAGGGUAUCUAUGAUGUCAUCAACAAUCUGGGCUCCCUAGCUGCCCGGUUUAUUUUCCUGCCCAUCGAGGAAGGCAGCUACCUUUUCUUCGCUCAGACUCUGGAGAGGGGAGUACCUUUGGAGAAGCAGUCAAAGGAGUCCAUAACGCUUGCCUCCGAUCUGCUCAAGUGUCUGCUGAAGUUUGUAGUUCUGAUAGGCUGUACCGUCCUGGUCUUUGGCCAAGCUUACUCCUAUCUCCUGCUGGAUAUCUAUGGUGGAGCACUGCUCAGCACUGGCUCAGGUCCAACUUUGUUGCGUUGGUACUGUGUCUAUGUUUUACUGAUUGCCAUUAACGGGACCACUGAGGCAUUUGUGUUUGCUGCUAUGAGCAAAAAUGACGUAGACAAGUACAAUCAGAAGAUGCUUCUAUUUUCCAUCAUUUUCCUCUCGUCGUCGUGGUUCCUGACUAAAACAUUUGGAAGUGUUGGUUUCAUUCUGGCAAAUUGUCUCAACAUGACAGCUCGAAUAAUACACAGCAUUUACUUUACAGUGAACUAUUACAAAGACACAGCAUUCCAGCCACUGUAUGGUCUGUUACCGUCCGUACCGGUACUCUGCACAUUUGUGGCAUCAUGGUUUAUCACUUACAUCUCAGAGAUGCAUCUUUGUUGUGAUCAAGGCCUCUUCUACAGAGUAGCGCACAUAGCUAUCGGAGGAUUCUGCUUACUAGUGGUGCUUAUAACAAUUUGGCUUACUGAAAAGGAACUGAUAAGCUUCAUUCUGAACCAGUGGAAAGCAAGAAAAGCAACUAGUGAGGAAAAGAAGAAAUUAUAAAAACAAAAACAUUUUAUUGGUUUUAUUUAGGGGGUAACAAUAUAUAUUUAUUCCUUGCGUAAUGCUUUUGUUUUUGUUCAUUAGCCCUCCUUUGCAAACAUACAUUCUGUGCCAAGCUGUCCUUUCAGUCAAAAUCAAUCAAGUGACUGUUUUUUAACAAUUAAGAGCUCUCAGCCUACAUAGAGCAGGAUUGACUGGUUGUGACUGUUUAUGUAACUUGGUAC